CACAAAGCAGCCCUCCGUUGCCAUGGAGCUGCGCGCCCAAACUACGCAGCCUCAGACCCACGGUGGCUGGGGGGCAGUCGGGCCGUUAAGAGGCCAUCGUCUAGCGGCUUAAGGAACUGAUCCUGCGGGGCCAGUGCUGAGGAACCGUCGCUGAGGAUCUGUUUCUGGGAGGCGACCUAGUUACUGGACCACUUUCUAGGGGUCAUUUGUGAGGAGCUGUUGCUAAGGGGCAGUCGCCAGGGACCAUUCUUGAGAGGUUGCUGCUGAGGGACCACCACCGAGGAGCCGUUCCUGAGGAGGUUUUGCCAACAGUCCAGCCCAUUCUUGGGGGACCUUUGCUGAAGUCUCAUCGCUGAGGGACAUCACUGGGCUGGCCAGAGAGCUAAUUUCUGUCUCCCAGUAUGGAAGAACCUACUGUCCAGUUUUCUGAUGAGGACCUUGUGGACAACUUCCCUCCUAUGGAUGAUGAAAGAGUCCAGUUGGAGGAUCUGGAGUUUGAGGUAGAACGGCCUCCGGAGGGACUAGAGGAUGAAGGCAGCCACAGUUCAGCAAAAAAGGAGAGCAAGGGUGCCGAGAAAAUGAGGAAGACAACCACUAAAGACCGAGUCCAGGCGUUUCAUCUUCGGAAGAGCUUGAACCUCCUAGACAAGAUGCAUGAAGAAAAGGACGUGUUCAUCCAGAAGACCAAAGGGGAGCUGCGUAUCUGUCGUCAGAGAAUGGACCUCCUCAACAAGCAGCAGGAGAGCUUGGCAGCUGAGAUCGCCACAGAGAAAGAAGCCAACAACAUGGCUGCUAUUGGCCGUCUCCAGGCUGCAUCCAGGCGCCUGCAAACAGAGCUAGAGAACGAGAAAGAUCUGCAGUCCAAAAUCACAGCCAUGCUGAAGGACAGCGAGAAUGCCAUGUGGCACAUUGAGAUCCAGAAGGGGCAAUUUGAGGAUGUCCGGAAGCACCAUGAAGAAGAGGCAGAAGCUAGACAGAGGGGCCUUGAGGUGCACUCAGCUCAGCAGCUUCAAAGGGAAAGAGAAGCCAUGGAGAAGUCAGAAAGGAACCGCCUGCUGAGGGCCCGGAAAUCUUUGCAUACACAAAAGGAGCUGGGGCUGAGACAUCAGAAGCUAGUGGAAGAUGCCCAGAGAAACCACAGAAUCGCAGUGAAGUUCCUGAAGGCCUCUCUGGGAAGAGUUCGUGAGCGAGAGCAGAAGGAAGAGAUGGAGUCACGCAAGCACAUGCAACGGCGCAUGGAUGCCGUGCUGUCCCUGAAGAACAACAUCACUGCCAGUCGGGAAACACUAAAAAAGUUCCAAGCAUGGGGCCAAACCAGGGCAGAUCUGGCUAAGCAGAAGGCCCUUACAGAGAAAGAAGUGAUCCUAUCCCAAGGCGGAGAUGCCUUCAAGUACCUUUUUCAUCAACGCAGGCACCAGGAACUAGAAGCCCAGAAACGGGCUUUUGAAGAGGAGCAGAAACUCCGGAAGCAGGAGAUUGUAAGUCGGAUUUUGAAAGAGGAAGCUGAGGAAGAACAAAGGAAAAGGAGACAGCAUCCUCUCUCUAAACCCAUAAACCGCCGGACUCUGAGAGACAAGACCUGGCAGUACAUCUCUGACUUUUGCGAGGGGAAGAGUGUGCUGACCAGCCAGCAGGAGCAUGAGCUGCUAUUAUACCCAAAGACUGUGUGUGUAAUAAAAGCCAUCUCUAGUGAGUCUGUUCAAGUGGACCUAGGAAGCAUCAGUACAGAGGAAGAGGUACUGGCUGAACCAGAUAUUUCAGGGCUUUGGAACAAAGAGUCAUACCAGUCAUACCAGGUGCCCAAGGAGGACAUGGAACGAAAACCUGUGGGCGGAAGUAAGAUGGAAAAGGAUAUCCUGGCUCGGACUAUGGAGCAGCUGCGCAGUGGGGUGGUUCAAAAGCAGGUGGUAUCUGGUCGGGAGUUCAAGGGCCGCCCAUUCAACAGCAAGCCUGAGGUCAUCCACUUCAAGGACUUUGAUAUUGGCAAAGUGUACAAGAAGAAAAUCACGUUGAUCAAUGCUACUUACACAAUCAACUAUUGUAAGCUGGUGGGUGUGGAGGAGAACCUGAAGGACUUCAUCCACAUUGACUUUGAACCCCCUGGUCCCAUGUCAGCUGGCAUGUCCUGUGAAGUCCUUGUCACCUUCAAACCUAUGAUAAAUAAAGAUCUGGAAGGAAGUGUCUCGUUUUUGGCUCAGACGGGCAGUUUUUCUGUUCCACUGAAAUGUUCAACGAAAAAAUGUUCUCUGUCCCUUGACAAGGAGCUCAUUGAGUUUGGAACCUACGUGGUGGGUGAGACCACAUCUCGGAUCAUCACACUGACCAAUGUCGGGGGCCUGGGCACCAAAUUCAAGUUUCUCCCCGAUUCUGAGUUCUAUGAGAUGGAUGAGUCCCAGCCCGCCAUGAAAAUAAGCAGCCUCUUCACCUGUGAGGAAAAAAUUAUAUAUGAGAAGAUCAUGACCAGCCUUUCUGAGCAGCAGCUUGAAGUCAAUGACUCUUCCCUAGUGGACCUCCAGAGCCUGAAAGAUUCUGAGAAGCAGCUGGAUGACACAGAGGUUACUACAGCUGCAGUCAGUGCCAUGACCAUGAUUCCCAGUGAGGAGCAGGCAGAGAUCACACUGGGGGAGGUGACAGAGGGGGAAAUCGGUCCCUUCAGUUCCAUCAAAGUACCCAUUAUCUUCACCCCAGUUAUCCCAGGAGAAGUCCAAACUAAAUUCAAGGUCAUGUUUAAGAAUCUACAGAGUCCAACGUUAUAUUUCAGAGCCACCGGUACUGCCAUAGAUGUGCCAGUCUGGGUGCCAAAGGCCACGGUGGACCUGAAGAUCUGCAUGUAUGACCGACUCUACCAGGACUCCAUCACUGUCCACACAAGAUCAAAAGCAGCCCUGCGCCUAAAGUUUGAAGUCUGUAAGGAGCUGAGAGGCCACAUAGAGCUUCUGCCAGAAACAGGCUACAUCCAGGCCCAGUCCACCUACUCAGUACAGCUCAAGUUUCUGCCUCGACAAUCCCUCCCAGAAGAUGCAAGGAAGUAUUUUGACCCAGCCAGUCGAGUUCUGGAGGCUCCAAUGACCAUCCGGGUAGCUGACCAGAUCAAACCAGUGAGGUUCACUGUGCAAGCCAUUGUCACCACCUCAGACUUGGAAAUCAACCCCUCAGAAAUAAACUUUGGCUAUUGCACCAUCUAUGAGGCCAUCAGGACGGAGAUCUGCCUCAGCAACCUCUCACUGUUGCCCCAGGAGUUCGGGUUCGUUGGACUUCCCAAGUAUGUGGACAUCCAGCCCAAUGACGGGUUUGGGACAAUCUUGCCACUGGAAACUUUGCAUCUCGAUGUGAUCUUCCAGCCCAUCAAGGCCAAGGAAUACAAAUUUGAGCUGGUCUGCAAAUCUGAGAUAAACCGGUGCUUCAAGGUGUCUUGCCAAGCAGUAGGUGUCCACCCACCCCUGGAGCUGUCCCACUACCAGAUCAAGUUCUCAGCCACGUCCCUGUAUGACACCUCUGUCUCCACACUGUAUGUGAUCAACUCCCACCUGAGCAUGAACAAGAUGAUCCACUCCUUGCCUCGGAUUGGCUCAGAGGAAGCCGCCCCAGUGGGACCAACAUCCUUUGAGUUCUUGCUGCCUCCUAAUUCACCUAUCAUCAUCUCCCCAUCUGUGGGGACUGUGUUACCAGGAAAGAGGUGCUUGAUCCAGGUGGCCUUUCAGCCUGUACUGCCAAAGGAGAUAAUCUAUGAGGAAGCUUCCCAGAUCCUGAACAAAGAAAUAGAGACCAAGCCUGUGUUCCAGAAGGAAAUAGGGCAAAGGAAAGAACUUUGGAAACAGUCCUUGUCUGUGGUCCGGGUUCACAACCGGGAUCGACCAACCCGGGUCUCCACUCCCCAAGCUACAGAGCUGCAGAGGCCAGUGAUCAAUUCCAGUUCCACUGAGUUCCAGAUUGCACAAGCCACCUUGUCCAAAGCCUUCCAGGGGAAGUUUAACAGGUUUGUGAUCCCCUGUGUUGUUGCCAGUGGUGACAUCAAAGACAGGAAGACAGCGGAACCUCUGAGCUUCAGCCCCCAUAAUACUCUAUAUCUGGAGCUGUGGUGCCCAGCAGUGGCUCCAUUUAUUGUGGUGACAUCCCACAAAGGCAAGACUGACUUUAACUUCGGGGAUAUUGCUGUGGGGCAUCGAAGCGUAAAGAAGAUCACCCUCCAGAACAUUUGCAAUGAGGACCUUACUCUGGAGUACUCAGUGUUGAACCCCAACGGCCCCUUCGUCAGGCUAAACCCUUUUAACAAGCUGCGCUCUGGUGAGACACAAACCCUGGUGCUGUCCUUCUCGCCUCAUGAGAACAAACUGGCUCAAGAAACUCUGGACAUCAUCACCAAGAGAGGCACUCUCAGUCUCACCCUCUUUGGCAUGGGUGUGGCAUCCAUGAUUACGUGCUCCAUUGACGGCAACAUCCUCAACAUGGGCUAUGUGCUUGCCAGAGAAUCUGUCUCAACAAAUUUUAAGCUUCAGAAUGAAUCCUCGCUUCCCAUUAAGUUCUGGGUGCGUCUGGAGAGCCUCUCCAAAAAAAAGACUGAGGCCCACCAGCAGCUGCCAAAGUUCAUUACCUCCCAUGAGCAGAGGACAGAAAUAGUUGGCACACAGAACUACAAUGGUCAGAGUGUGUUCAGUAUUGUCCCAGUUGAGGGCCUCAUGUUCCCUGGGAAGGCUCAAGAGUUUACCGUCACCUUCAGUCCGGACCACGAGAGCCUCUACUUCUCUGACCUGCUCCAAGUGGUGCUCUUUGAAAAGAAAGUCUCCCACCAGAUCCUCUUGAAGGGUGCUGCCCGCGAGCACAUGAUGUUUGUGGAGGGAGGAGACCCACUGGAUGUGCCUGUGGAGUCCCUGGCAGUAGUCACUGCUUUUGACCCAGAGCAUAAAGAAGAAGCUGAGGAGCUAAAGCCCAUCCUGGUGACCUUGAACUAUGUCCAGCUGGACAUAGACACAACAACCUCCCCUGCCACCCGAGAGCUACAAGUGGGCUGUAUCCGGACCACACAGCCAUCACCAAGGAAGACUGUGGAGUUCAGCCUGGACGGUGUAUCAUGGCUUCAGCACAAGGGCUUCUCCAUCGAGCCCUCCAGGGGUUCUGUGGAGCGUGGUCAGACUAAGACCAUCAACAUCUCCUGGGUACCACCUGCUGACUUUGAUCCAGACCACCCACUCAUGGUGUCAACCCUGCUGCAGCUCCGGGGAGACGUAAAGGAAACCUACAAAGUCACCUUUGUAGCCCACGUGGUCACUGGGCUUUGAGGACACAGGAAACUGCAGAGCCUCCUGGACUCUCCUAUCCACCUUGAACUGCUUCCCAAGCUGUGGGCCAAGGCAACCCAUUCUCCUAGGCCUGGGACCUGGCCAUCCCCUGCUGGAAAGGUUCAAGUGAACAGUCCCAGAGCCAGAGCUUCCAGCCCUACAGACAUAGCUAAUUCCUUCUGCCCUGUGAGCGUCUAAGACCACACACACACACACACACACACACACACACACACACACACACACACCAAGAAAUACUAAUCCAUCCAAGUCAACACACACACACAGCCUGCUCCUCGAUGCACCAUUCCCACCCACAGAACCCAAACCCACCAGCACCUCCCCAGGCUUCGGAGAUCCCAGGAGAUCUCAACAUAGGCCUAUCAAUAAAC
Messenger RNA from Mus caroli (Ryukyu mouse), 5668 nucleotides. It is a transcript of the gene Cfap74, whose product is annotated as cilia and flagella associated protein 74. The record is from RefSeq and is a predicted model, not a curated record. NCBI's taxonomy places the organism in Eukaryota, Metazoa, Chordata, Mammalia, Rodentia, Muridae.